AUUUACACUCAACCAAACCAUCUCUCUCCCAUUUUCCCCGCUCCAAUUUCCUUUCCUUCCUUCUAACUUGGGUUUUCGUUUUCUAAAUUUCUCUCGCCCCAAUGCGCUAAAUGACAUUUCGUUUUCACGGCAUUUCGUUUUCCGAUUUCCCACUGUUUGGAUUUACUAAUUUUGCUUGUGAUAUCCACCUUUUGAUCUGUCAAAUCUCGAGUCUGAGAAAAUCCGCAGCAAUCGCUUUCGCUUCCGGCGAAGUGAAUGUGAUUUUGUAUAAUUUAUCUGCUUGUUUUAUUCAGGGUGGAAGUGGAGGAUUAUCUCCUGGAAAGUUGAGGAAUAUGCUUCUGGGAGUGGAGAAUAAGAAGGAAGAAGAAGAAGAACUGGAGCACACCUAUUCCUUGAGAUCUCAAACUUCCGAGAUCAAUGACUCUGGUGGUAGCUGUUCUGACAAUUGCAAAGAUUUGAAUGUUGUAAGCGUACUGCCCGAUUGCCCAGCAUCCACUACAGCUGACUCGUUUCCCACACAGAUGGGUUACGAUCGUAGACUGAAGGAUCACUCUUCAGUGAACUCGAGAAACAAGUAUCAAGAUGAUAGUUUUCUAGAUUACGAUAGUGGGCAUGAUAAUAUGAGUGCAUCUCCAUCAGUCUUCGAGUUUCAAAAGGCAGACCGGGCCUCACAAAGAGUUCCCCUCGCGCCUUUCUCGAAACCGGCGCCAUCGAAAUGGGAUGAUGCCCAAAAAUGGAUAGCAAGUCCAACAUCUAACCGGCCAAAGAGUGGGCACCCUCAGGGGCAUUUGCGGAAAGCAAGUAAUUUUGGAAGCCGGCAACCAUCCAUGAAGCUUGUAGCAGAGGUUCCAGAUCAUUCAUUGGUUCCAUUUGAAGAGCCAGAUAUGAAAAGGAUUGACUACAGCCAAGCCAAGAAGGAAAAUGGUGACAAGUUUGUUAGUUGGGAGGCUGAUGCAUAUCCAUUACCAGAUUCCUAUGCGAAGGCAGUGGUCAUGAUUGAGAAUUGUGUCGAAGAAUCAGCAAUUAAUCUAAGCCGUCAUGAUUCCUCUGUAUCUAUCCAUAGUGCAACAACAUUUGUUUCUCCGCCAUCAACUGCUAGAUCGGUUUCAAUGAGGGACAUGGGUACAGAAAUGACACCCAUUGCUAGCCAAGAACCUUCCAGGAACGGAACUCCUGUUAGGGCAACAACACCAAUACGCAGUCCAACUUCUUCAAGGCCACCAACUCCUCAAAGAACUACAGCAGCUUCAUCUCCCACUGAUAAUCCAAAUGACCAUUUGGAUCUCAACAAAAACGAGUUGGCUGAAAAAGAAUUACAGAUGAAAACAAGGAGAGAAAUAAAGGCUCUUGGAACUCAGCUGGGCAAACUGAAUAUUGCUGCUUGGGCUAGUAAAGAAGAGGAGGAAAAGGCUGCAUCUACCUCACUUAAAAAUGUAGGAGUUGAACAAGCAGCAAAAAAUGUCAUUGAAAUCCGUGCAGCAGCUUGGGAGGAGGCAGAGAAAGCCAAGUAUUCGGCAAGGUUUAAACGUGAGGAGAUCAAGAUACAGGCAUGGGAGAAUCAUCAGAAAGCAAAAACAGAAGCCGAGACGCGGAAAAUUGAGGUAAAGGUGGAAAGGAUGAGGGGACGUGCACACGAUAAACUCAUGAACAAGCUAGCAGCUGCGACGCACAAGGCUGAAGAGAAGCGGGCAGCAGCCGAGGCCAAGAAAAACCGGCAAGCCACUAGGACGGAGCAACAAGCAGAGUAUAUCCGCACAACGGGUCAUAUGCCAUCCUCAUUUUCAUGCGGUUGUUGCUGCUGUUAAACCUCUAUGAAUUUGUGUUGCAUAGAUUCCUUUAUGUUUUUGCCUUUACUUUGUCCCUGUGGACAUUUGACCGGUCAUUGGAAUGAAAGCUUUUUCUCUUUGGCAUCA
This is a messenger RNA of Rhododendron vialii, 1913 nucleotides long. RefSeq lists its product as uncharacterized. Lineage: Eukaryota; Viridiplantae; Streptophyta; Magnoliopsida; Ericales; Ericaceae. Bases 111 to 1805 code for a protein of 564 amino acids. The transcript has 5 exons. The record is from RefSeq and is a predicted model, not a curated record.